This is a messenger RNA of Stomoxys calcitrans (stable fly), 6802 nucleotides long. RefSeq lists its product as uncharacterized. Gene Ontology annotation, cellular component: nucleus. Bases 1175 to 6049 code for a protein of 1624 amino acids. The record is from RefSeq and is a predicted model, not a curated record. The transcript is spliced from 10 exons. Lineage: Eukaryota; Metazoa; Arthropoda; Insecta; Diptera; Muscidae.
CCACAAAACGGAUAUGUCUCUCUUUGUCUAUUGUGAGUGACUUGGCCACUUUAUAUUUCCGGUCAGCUGUGACCCUGAAUUAUUGGCUGACCAUGACAUUGUGGGAAAAUAGUGUCAAAGUGCAAUGACAUUAACAGUAUUUUUGCUGUGUUUUAUAUGACAGCUGAUGGCAUGAUGAAAGUGUGAUCGUAUGUUCUUUUUUGUCAAGUCAAAUCAACAAUUUAACAUCUUAAGGCUUGAAAUGUCUGACUAAAAUUGCACUGUACAACAACAAAAUAUUUAAGCAGGCGCAAUAAAAAGAUUCCCGUAAUGUGAAACGGAUUCACAUUUCAGGUCCAAAGCCCAAAAACCAGAAAAUGUCCUAUGAAAAUGUUUUUGCACUUUAGCGCACUUGUCACCGCCACUAAUUAAAGUCCAUAAACAAUGUCAACGAAUUCUUCAUAGGGGGCAAUGAUGGCCAUCAACUUGCUGACCUGGGGUGACCACCAGCACAGCAGCAGCCAAUGUCAACGAUGAACGGCUUGUUUGUUUGUGUUGUCAACUUUAAAAUGUUAAACCAUGACUCUUCACCAACAAAUGACUCCUUUGUCAAGGAGAUGUCAUUAAAGAUUAACACCAAAUGUUCCUAUUUAAACCAUAAUACAACUCAAAACGUUGUGACAUCAUAUCGCCCCCAACAAAAUGGCGGAUCGUAAAUAAACACAAACAAGAAGAAGUAGAAUCAAAGAUUCAUUCCUCGCAAACCAAAAAAAACCCCAAACUACAAAAGUUCCUAUUCUGCAGACUCAAACUGUAGUAAACUACAAAAAAUUACUAAAAAAAAAGGAAAACAACCAAAACGAAACUAAACUAGAAUAUAAUUGUAUUUAAGAAAAUUCCCCCCACACCAAAUACUCACACACACACACACACACUCUUAUACUCUCGCAAGCAAAAAUUAUAAAGGAAGUCAACACAAGUAACGUGAGUGUCUGGAGGACACGUCGAUGGACAUAUGCAAUCUCUUGAUGUACCAUAAAAUAAUCAUAUACUUUAUAUGCGUUUGAACAAAAAAGUGAAGAAAACAAAAUAGUUAAACAAAAAUGUCUAGCUAAAGCAAGCAGAAGAAGAAAAAAAUCAAAGUGAAAGUUUGUCAUUGAUUGUAUUUUUGCAAAACGGAAAUUCACAUGUCAAGAUGCUGAAGACUCAUAGCAAUGCCCUUAAAAUGAGUAAAAGAACAGCGCUGGAUGCCAAUAGUCCCCAGGCCAUGCUGCAUAGGGCUUUGCAACAGCCGCUACUGUUAGCCCCACCACCCACACCCACCAAACAAAAGGAGACCACCGCCAUCGCCACCAUGCUUCAGCCCCUGCAAAGCUCUUUGAGGGUUGAGGAUUUAAAUGAUCCCAAUUCACCCCAUUUUCCCGAUCAUUUGGGUUGUGGCGAAGUUUUCACCUGGCAUUGCGAGGGUGAAUUCUAUGCUGUGGAAUGUCGUCUAUGCGAUGAUCAUCCCCUAUGCCCCCUCUCGGAAUUCCCUUUGCACAUGGAGGCUUGGCACACUGAUUGGACUGGCAAAUUGACCAUUGAUGGCGAGGAUAUGGAUGAGGAGGAGGAUGAGGAAGAACAAAAUGAUUUGUAUCAUGUUUUGGCUCUGUCGCCCCAAAACAACGAGGAUAGCGGCCUUUGUGAUUACGAUCACGAUGAUGACGAAAGUGGUGUUGGUGGCCAGCAUUUAUCGCCUGCUUCGCAGCAAAUGUGUGAAGAAGAAGAGGAAGAUGUGCUCGAACCGUUCGAACAAGUUUUGAUUGAGCAAGAAAAUAACAUCGAUACCACACAGGUUAAUGAAAACGACAAUCAAGCAGUUAAUGAACGUGCUGCUGAUGCUGGUGUUGGUAUUAGUGUUAAUGAAGUAAAAGCGGCAGGCGCGGAAGAGGAAAGGGAAGUGAUGACAGAAGGUGACGAAAAUACCUUAACAACAACGGUACUCAUAGCAUCCGCAGAAACAACGAUAUCAAGCAACAACGUUUGCGCUGGAGAAACCCCUCCAACAGCACAAACUCAAGAACAACAACAACAACAACAAUUGUGGAAUAACAAAUCAAAACAAUACCAUAACACCAUACUCUCUGCAGAACUCAAAUCUCCGUUAAAAGAAGAGAACCCCCAAGAGGCCAAUACACUGCAGCAAAGAGAAAAUGAGAGCUUAACCGUUAUAAGAGAGUCUUUAUACAAUGAGUUGUGUUUCUCUGAGAAUUCUUUAAGCUGCUGUCACAGCACAGCAGAGCAACUGCAGCCGUCGUCGCAGCCACCACAGCAGCAGCAUGCGCAGUUAACACAGGCAACGGUGAAAGAAUUAACAAGUGAUCAUGAUGAAACCACUAAAGUUCCAAAGAAUUGUUGUUGGCCCGAAGAAAGUUACGACAGCAAUAAAAAACAAGAAAUUCAACAAUUCCCAAAGCCGAUGGAAGCAGGUGAAAUUAUCGCGCCACAAUCGCAACACCCAAAAGACUUCAUUAAACCCAAGACAAAACAGCAAUCUAAAGACCACAUACAAUUAGCAACUAAUUCCGCGAAGAAAAAAUCCGUGGUAGAAAUUACCAAAGUGGAAAUUUUAAAUGUCAAUAAUUCGCUAAUGGCGAACAACAACAGUGCAGAGGCCGAGAUGUUGGCGCCCAACGUUAAGGACAACUCUCCCAUGCCGCCUCGCAAAAGGAAAAGGGCAAACGGCAAAUGUUUGAGCCAAGAAAUAAACAUUCAGCCCCAAAAAUCGAAUCCUCCUUUAAGAGGCAAAUAUUUAAAGUCAUUUAAGAAAUUUCUGCAAAAAUCAGAUACCGAAAGUCUGUCAGGUAGUGAAAUUGUUGAAAAUGAUAGCAGUAGUCCCAAUAGUUCGCCCCUUCACUGCGCUAGCAUGGAACCUAAAAGGCGGCGUUUAUAUUCCAGAGCCUGUAAGAAAUCUCCCACCAAUUCCUUGUCAAGUGAAACAAACGAAUAUCCAUCAACUUCACCUUCGCCGCCACCCACAGAUUGUGAUAGUCACACUUUCCUUUCACCCGCCCAUGCCCUCGAACCCGAAGUCCCUGCAUCCCCACAGAGUGAUAAGUCCAGCAAGAUACGUUACUUGGUUAAGCAAUGCGAGCGCAUUGCCCGUGAGCAUUCCUCUUCGGCAGCUUCUACCAUAUCGUCCAGCUCCACCUGCUGUUCCAGCAAUUCAUCCCUAAACCGAGGCAAACGCAAUAGCCGAAGGCGUCGAUCUCUGACACCGGUAGAAGUUUGCGAUAUACAACCUACCGUGCCGCUCAACGAUCACAUACUUCCCAUCUAUGACGACUCUGGCAAUAUGUCGCCGGAAAUGCUGAGCGAGCAUUUGGAAUCUCUGGCCUGUUCCCUUUUGGACUAUGAUGAUUUUCCCGAUGAUGAUCAUUCAGUGGCAUCCACAAGUUUGACAGGUGAAAAUAUCUUAGAAUCUUCACCCUCAUCACCUGGUUCGCCCAAAACCGAGGAGGAACACUUUGAAUUUCAUGAGCCUCGAGAGAAACUCAAUAAGAUGCAUGUCCUCAAGCUCAUUGAACUUUACCAGGAGCAUACCCGCCUGUGGGAUCAAACGCAUAGGGAAUUUUGUGAGCCCCACCUGUGCCGGCAGUCUUGGCAGGACAUAGCCGAACGCUGGAAUGCCUUCUGCAAUCGUAAAUUCCACAUAACCGAGGUGCGCAUAAGAAUUUCCACCCUAUGCCAGCGUUAUCUCAAGGAGCGUGAGCGCAUACAAAGAGAAGGUGAGCUGGAUGAGAGUGCCAAAUUUCCCUAUUAUGAGCAAAUGUCCUUUUUGGAGCAGCAUCGUUCUCUGCAAAAACGUCGUGAGGUGUAUGAGCAGCAAAAUGAAAAGAUUUUGGAAAUCUAUCAAAAACAUCUGGUGCUGUGGCAUGUGCGUUGCUAUAAGGUGCGUCAGGUCAAGGAGAGAACUAAAGCAUUCCAGAGCAUAAGCUCGGAGCUUAAGGAUAUUGGCAUUUAUCUCUCCUCCAGUGGGGUGCAGAAACGCAUACGCUCUUUGAGGAAAUGCUAUCGCCUGGAGAAAAUUCGCCAUCUACAUGCCCAGGUGGAGCGCAUGAAAUUCGAACCCACCUUUAAGCAUUACGAGAGAAUGCAAUUUCUGGACAAACAUAUUGAUCCUUUCGUUUGUCGUGUGUGUGGCAAAAUCUUUGAAAGUUUAGUUAGCUUUAAGGAACAUCUAGAGUCGUCUAGUCAUGGCAAUAUACUGGAAGAGGAGGACGAAGAUGAAGAGGAACCCAACAAACCGGCUAACACAUCGUCCAAUGUUACGCAGGAUACCAUUGUCUGUGGUACCAAUGAGAAAUUUGAGAUAAGCAUGAAUGUCAAAGAUCUCAACUCGGUGUCCGUUUUCAUCAAACCAUUGGCCAUGGAGCAGCAAAGUGCAGUUGGUUGCAAUAAAAGUUCACGACGUGAUGCCAGCUUCAACCAGUUUCCCAUGGAAGAUGUUAUAAUGGAGGAACUUAUAGAGAAUGUCUCACAAGAGGAUGAGGAAUUUGCUCCGAAAACCUUGGACACGUAUCUGCAUUCAUGUGACAGCCCCGAGGAUGUUACUAUGUUCAUAGACACAGCAAGUAAUAGUGAUAAUAUUUUGGAGUUCCCUCUACAAUCGGAUGAUGUAGCAAGUGUGAAAAGCUCAAAUACAACAUCGACGCGGCGUGAGGAUCUUCCUAAACUGGAUGGACGCAAAAGAACCAACAAAAUCAGAACUUAUGCUGCAGAUGAGGAGUAUCAUUCGGGUGAUGGCGAUACGCAGUCGACACGUCUUUCAGAUGACGAAAUCCACAAGAUGAUAUCCAUAUACAAACGUUAUCGUCAACUCUGGGACCCGAAUCAUUUGGAUUACAAUACCCGAAGUCUAAGACGUCAGGCUUGGUUUGCUUUGACUACCGAGUUUAAUAAGACCAUACAUAGGAAUUUCUCUUGGAGAUCUUUGUAUAGAAAGCUAAUCGAUUAUGCCAAAUACUAUAAGAAGUUGACAGCCGAACAAAAUCCAAAUGAGAUCAAGUGGAUAUUCUAUAAGGAUCUUACAUUUUUGGAUGAUGUGAUUGCCGUCAGCAAUGAAUUGGGUAGAUCCAUACACCAGCGUAGCACCACAUUGAAGCUCAUUGAAAUCUAUCGCGAUCUGCCCCAAUUGUGGAACAUAAGAGAUCCCGAUUUUAACAAAAGGCCGGUGAAGCAACGCAAUAUAAACAUUAUGUGCAAUCGUCUGCAGGAGGAGACCAACAAGGACAUGAAUCCGGAACGCAUUAAAAAUCGCAUCAUCGAGCUGAGAACCCAAUAUCGAGGAGAGAAAAAGAAACGCUUGCGUUGUCUGAACAACAAACAAAAGUUCUUUCCCGAGUUUGAGUACUACGAAGAGUUUAGUUUCAUUGAUGCCCAUAUUGAUCCCUUCGAAUGUGAUAUUUGUGGCAUGGAUUUCAAAAGACUCACCGAUUUUAACAAUCAUCUGCGCAAAGAACACGAACCCAAGCGAAGAAGAUUCCGCAAUGAUAAUGGCGAAGAAACCGCAAAUGGCCAGAAUCUGGACAAUGUUUGUCAUAUAUGCGGUGUUAAAUUCAGUAAUAGGGGAAAUUUGGGCCACCAUCUAAUCAGGCAUGAGGGUGUGCGAAAUUUCGAGUGUUCCAUGUGUCCGAAAAAGUUCUUUACCUCACAUUCCCUAAAGGUGCAUGUGCGGACCCAUACCAAAGAAUGUCCCUAUAUCUGCGAGAAAUGUGGCUUAUCCUUUGUGAAUGCCAGCAAACUGAAUCAGCAUGUGCUCAGGCAUACCGAUAAGAAAAACUUUAAAUGUGAUCACUGUCCGAAGGCUUUCUUUACAGCCUUCGAGAGGGAUCGUCAUACGCGUUGGCAUUUGAAUAUACGUGACAAGGAUUGCCCCAUAUGUGGCAAGUCCUUUGUCAAGGGUUCCUCCUACUAUGCCCAUUUGAUGUUGCACAGUGAUACCAAGAGAUUUAAGUGUGAUAAAUGUGACAUGAAAUUUGCUCAAUAUGCCGGAUUGUACAAACACAAAAAGAGAUAUCAUAGUACGUAAGAAGAUAGAAAGAGAGAGAGAGAGGGGAUUUCAAGAAAAUCGUUUUAUUAUAAACUGCAAUACUUGCAAUUAUAAUAUGUAAUAUAUAAUAUGGACUUAAAGGAUAUACAGAUGAAAAAAAAAGACAAAAAAAAAACUUGGACAAAUUAGUAGAGGGACUUUUUAAUAUUUUAAGUUUAGUAGAAAACAUAACUGGAAACAGUUAAAAGAUGGCGCUGACUUCUCACAAAGAAAUGUAUAUUUUGUAUUAAAAACAGAUAUCCAUUUUUCCAAAAAAAAAACACCUCGCAGUGAUAGCAACUUUUAAGAAUUUGAGUCUGUCAUCAUUUUUUGAAGCUUUUAUAAAAUUCAAAGUUUGAAGAGUCUUUAUAUGAAUUUGUCUAUGCUCACAAAAGAUGGUAUAUAUGAACAACAAAAUUUCCUAAAACCAAGCCUUAUUAUAUAAAAAAAAAUCCUUUAGAUUAAAACUAAACCCAGUGUAGAAUAUUUUUUUUUUUGGAAAAUUCCAAAAUUUCUUGUAGCUCUCUUUACCUAUAAUAGAAAAUUUGUAUAGUUAUAUAAAAAAAUUAUAAAAAAAGAUAACUACAAGCAACAAAAAUUGAUUAAAAACAAAAAUCAAGCAACACUAUUCCUAUCAAAAUUUAAAAAGAAAAAGAAAAACUCAAAAACUAUAAAUCCCUUUGGAAAUUUAGAUAUUUAGAAACAUCAAACAACCAACAACAGUUCCUAUGAAAAGUAAAACAUUUUUAUUGA